UGCGUGUUAUAUAGGACACCUGCAAAAGACAAUGAUGGCCUUGGGACUGCACUGAAGACAGACCUGGUUCCAUCCAAAACUUUUUGUGUGUGUGUUUCAGGAUUAUUACUCCGUCGCUUGGUUGUUUUCCCACAGCGAACAGGGCUUGUUCUGUUAUUGGGUCUCUUGCUUUUGUUUUUAAAAAAAGAUGUCUGAUCCCGGCUCACAUCAGUCCCCUGGUAUCAAGCCGGGCUUACUGGGGAAAAACAGCAGCCCAAAUGACUCUCAGCCCUCGGCCAAUUCGGAAAGGAGGAAUAAAAGUGGGAUCAUCAGCGAACCUUUGAACAAAAGUCUUAAGAAGUCCCGCCCGCUUUCCCACUACUCCACGUUCGGCAGCACCAGCUCGUUAAGCGAACAUUCCGAGAAAGGUGCGCCCAUAGCCAAUGGCAACGAAGCCGCUCUGGAUAAAAGCAACUCUACCUCAAAGCACAAAAACAUCUCCGACCUGCUGAGCAAAUCAGAUCUUUCUUCAGAGGGACAGAGCAUCUUGCAGCAGUUCGCCCAGUCGACGGAGCUGCUCAAACGAGUCGUCCAGGAGCACAUUCCCCUGCCUAAUGACCACGGGACGGGCAUCUCCGACAUGGAGGCGGUUUCGGCGGCAGAGGCGAUGAACAGCCCGUCUGAUUUUCCUUACCUGGGGGCUUUUCCGAUCAACCCCGGCCUUUUCAUAAUGACCCCUGCUGGCGUGUUUCUGGCGGAGAGCGCGCUCCAUAUGGCUGGCUUAGCAGAGUACCCAAUGCAGAACGAGUUGGCGUCUGCCAUCAAUUCAGGGAAAAAGAAGCGGAAACGGUGUGGCAUGUGCCCUCCGUGCAGAAGACGGAUAAACUGUGAGCAGUGCAGCAGCUGUAGGAACCGUAAAACUGGGCACCAGAUUUGCAAAUUCCGAAAAUGUGAGGAACUUAAAAAGAAGCCUUCUGCUGCACUGGAG
This is a messenger RNA of Gekko japonicus, 967 nucleotides long. RefSeq names its product CXXC finger protein 5 (gene CXXC5). Lineage: Eukaryota; Metazoa; Chordata; Lepidosauria; Squamata; Gekkonidae. The transcript has a single exon. The annotation marks the transcript as partial. Gene Ontology annotation, cellular component: nucleus. Gene Ontology annotation, molecular function: methyl-CpG binding; zinc ion binding. The record is from RefSeq and is a predicted model, not a curated record.